Messenger RNA from Xyrauchen texanus (razorback sucker), 321 nucleotides. It is a transcript of the gene pth4, whose product is annotated as parathyroid hormone 4. NCBI's taxonomy places the organism in Eukaryota, Metazoa, Chordata, Actinopteri, Cypriniformes, Catostomidae. Gene Ontology annotation, biological process: regulation of chondrocyte differentiation; adenylate cyclase-activating G protein-coupled receptor signaling pathway; osteoblast development. Gene Ontology annotation, cellular component: extracellular region. The coding region runs from base 1 to 321 and encodes 106 amino acids. Gene Ontology annotation, molecular function: hormone activity; peptide hormone receptor binding. The transcript has 2 exons. The record is from RefSeq and is a predicted model, not a curated record.
AUGUCGCGCACUCAACGGUCGCAGCAGCGCGUCGCUCUCAUGGUCCUGAUGAUAGUCGCCGCCGUGCAGUGUCAGGAGAGCGAGAGUAGACGAGCGGUCACAGAGCAUCAGUUGAUGCACGACCGCGGCCGCUCUAUUCAGAGUCUGAAGAGACUGAUUUGGCUGUCGAGCGCGAUGGAGGGGCUUCACACCGCUCAGACGCGCACAAUGACCACCGACGUUCCGGACAGCAGGUGGCGCUAUCGCAGCCCGGGGCUUCUGCUCUCUCAGCCCGGCAAACAGCAGUGGCCACAAGAGGGCGCUAAAGUUGCUUUUGAGUGA